CCCGGCCAUGAUGGCGGAGGUUCUGGAGCUCUGGCUCCGGGAGGAGAUGGAGCUGCCGCCCUCCGCAAUCCCCUCCCCGGCCGCACUCCGCAGGCUCUGCUCCGGCCCCGCAGCCCCCAUUUGGGAUUACGUCAUCCGCCACGUCUGGAACCAGCGGAACGUGAAGAAGAUCCGAGGAAAUCUGCACUUGUACUGGCACCUGCAGGAGCUGGAGACGCCUCGCUGGAGGUGGCGCAGAGCCGGCGGUGGGUGGAGCUUCAGCGAGGGGCGGAGCUUCAGCUGCUGGGGGCGGAGCCGGGCCCGGCUGGGCUGCGGGACGGCCACGAGGGGGCGCUGCGGGCAAUCCGUAAAAGGCUGGGCCAAUCCCGGGACGAGCUGUCAGCCAUCUUGGCUGUGGGGGCAGAGCCGGAAGUGCUGGUGUCAAUCAAGGCCCUGUGCAAGGAAGGCCAGGGAGGCGGAGCUCCAGAGGCCACGCCCAUGCACAGCUGCCAAUCACCCCGGGAAGGCUCAGGAGGCUCCGGAUUGGUCGGAACAGGCUGAAGCUGUACUGAUUGGCCACAGCCCAGAGGCGGUGCUUUGGGCGCUGGAGGUCCUGGCCAAUCAGAGCACAAGAGCUCUCCUGGCUGGCCCUGCCCCCUCAGCUGAGGCCCUGCCCACCCUGAAGAGCCUCCUGCAGCUUUGAGGGCGGCCAACAGCCCACUGCAGGGGGGGUGUCAGUGCCGGUGGCAGGGCCCCAGGGCUGAAGCUUCAGGCACCCCUUGGCGGCAGAGGCCUCGGGCUGUGCCUGCGGGGACGAGGUCUCGGAGGAGAGCUGCGAAUCCGGAUGAAGAAAUGAGAGUCGGACACUUCCUGGGGUCUAAACAGGUUUAAUCCCUAUGGCGACCAGCAGGUAGUGACAAAGAAACGUGGGAGGACAGGGAUUAUAAAGGGAGGUGGGAACCAAGAGAGGGGAUUACAAUAAACCAAUCAGGGAAAGUCAGGGGAUGAGCUUAACUUAACAGACGUGAGGGGAAAACCGAUAGUUAUAUUGUAUGGGAGGGGCCCUGGGACCACAGCCAAUCACGGCUCCCACUGAGGGGAACAUUCUGGAAAACUAGGAGGGGUGGGGAGUGAUUGACUGGGCCCAGGGAGGAGAAAGAACUAUACAUAUUUGGAAAUAAA
Messenger RNA from Melospiza melodia melodia, 1161 nucleotides. RefSeq lists its product as uncharacterized. Gene Ontology annotation, cellular component: HAUS complex; centrosome. The record is from RefSeq and is a predicted model, not a curated record. The transcript is spliced from 11 exons. Gene Ontology annotation, biological process: centrosome cycle; spindle assembly. NCBI's taxonomy places the organism in Eukaryota, Metazoa, Chordata, Aves, Passeriformes, Passerellidae. Bases 8 to 682 code for a protein of 224 amino acids.